AUGAACUACGCCACAAUUGAUAAACAAUCAAAAUUGUUGCAUAGCAAUGUAAGUGGUCCGGUUGCAGCCAGAUAUCAAAGGAGACAGACGUUUGGUGGCUGGGCGGCCUUCCUUUUGCUGAUUUGGUGGUGUGGACUACUUUCAGUUGACACCACAACUAACACAGACGAAAUACCAGAGAGGGGAGUGGGAGAGCUCUUCCAGGACCUGUCUAAACAAAAGAUAAAGGUCAUUUCCGAUCUGGAAAAGACAGUUCGGCAAAUUUGGAAAGAUCAAAAUCGCUCUAUUUUGAAUAGUCGUGCUGCGAGUAUUAUCACAAAGACGUAUCCGUACUUUGCACGACUAGCGGACCCAGAGAAGUGGGAUAGCUUCUGGAGAAAUUGUCUAGACUAUCCAGCUGAACAGCAAAAUGACGCCCAUCUCUAUGACUGCAUGGGGAACGUCUUUCUAAAUCAUCUGAGCAUUGCCCUAGACGAAGACGUGUUUCAGAAAAACCAGCCCGAUAAGGCCAAGCAAGCUGCAAAACAAGCCCUAGAGGACAUUGUCUAUCUUCUUAAAAACAACGGGCUAGAUUUACCACCCAACCAUCCUUUCGCACAAGUUAGUGCCGAAAGAAUCCUCAACAUUAUGGCCCUCGGUAUCUUUACUCUAAACAUUCCCACAGAGAACUAUGCCGCAAUGUCCCGAAUGACUACCCUAUUUCGACACAAGUUUCUGAAUGCUUGCUUACCACCCCAAACAACACACCAGCUCAAAGAGUUCCUUGGCGAGCUGGGGUAUGGUCGCCCUCAGUCCAGAGCCGCGGCAGACCCAUGGUACUAUACCACAACGCUUAUAAACCCAACUAUCGUCAAACAGAUCAAAGAGCCUGGCAUUCUCAAUCAGCUACUCGGAGCUCUUAAUACUCUUAUAGUCACUCACGGACAGCAGCUUCACCAAAUCUGCAAUGCGGCUUGUUCAGAGGACGAAACUGACCAACAAAUCAAAAACGGCGCGGCAAAGCUAACCUCGCUAAAAAGCCCGCUGGUGAGUUGCAAGCUAGACUGUCUAACCGAUAUUUCGGCCUUGACACUAUUAACAACUGACCAAGUUGCAAAAGUUCGCAAAGCUGAAACUUUAGUCGUCAUUCUAUCCAGUGAAGAUUUGCCUAUUGACUUUCUCCAAGCAUGCUUAGAAUGGCAGGUCAUUCCAACUGAUAUUCGGUUUCUUUUCUCAUCGGCGGUUCCUCCUAGUCAGCAUGAGACUCUGACCAGUAGAAUUGAGCGUGCUAUAAAGAGAAGUAAGAAUCCGAGAUGGACGCUUUUCGCAGUUUGCCGUGUUCUGCUUGGGGCGAGUUUUCAAGUCGUAAUGUGGAUCAUCUUCAUGUUCUAUUUUAAAUACCGCAUCAUUGGCCUGAUGGUCGGCGGUAUUCUAUACAUUACAUUGGGCUUCGUGCUGAUGGUCAUGUUCCAGGAUAAGAAUUCCCCGCCAUAUAAACGAAAGGCCGCCCUAACCAUUAUCAAUAUUACUUCAACUAUUAUUGCCUGCAUUAGUGUAGCUGGCUUUAGUGUUGCAACAUAUAACUCGGCGAUCCGUAUUGACGACAUAAUUCUCAUUACCCUGAUCGGAAUACUUGUGACGGCUCAUGUGUUGGUUAUUGGGCUGGUGCUCAGGAAGAAAGGUCAGAACCUCCGACCACCAAUAGCCCAGCAGAGCAUGUUCUAUUUCCUAAUCACAGGUAUUAUCGUUUGCAGUAUAUGUUUGCCGGGCUUACGGCUGUUUGUGUCUCACGCGAGAUUUGUUCAACUUCUCAACACAGGUGUAGGACUGUUCAUUGGAGGAACCUUUGGAAUUUUGAUCCCGUUCAUAAGCAAGUCUGCAGAUCGAAAAGCAAUAGAGGGCCAGAAUACAGAUGCCAAAAAGCACAUGCGAAUAUUUGCAGUGGCUCUGGCUAUUUUUGUUAUUAGCUUGGUUGUCUGCUGCGUUCUGUCCGAGAUUAAACACAUUGACUUGAUAGAUCACCGUAUUCAAGGAUUCUUUAAUGACCUAUGGGCUAAUGUUCAGAGCAACAUAAGCCAGCGCCUUCCUUUUAUCCGAUGA
This is a messenger RNA of Nematocida homosporus, 2079 nucleotides long. RefSeq lists its product as uncharacterized. Bases 1 to 2079 code for a protein of 692 amino acids. The transcript has a single exon. Lineage: Eukaryota; Fungi; Microsporidia. The record is from RefSeq and is a predicted model, not a curated record.